Phytophthora sojae is the source of this 201-nucleotide messenger RNA. RefSeq lists its product as hypothetical. The transcript has a single exon. The annotation marks the transcript as partial. The record is from RefSeq and is a predicted model, not a curated record. Lineage: Eukaryota; Oomycota; Peronosporomycetes; Peronosporales; Peronosporaceae.
UUGGCAAAAUGUGAGGCGAUGGCAUCCGAAUUGCUCGCCCAGCAGCCUGGUCUCAUUGAAAAAGACGUUGCGCUGGACAUUGUGGGAGUUGGAAUUGCGACCACGCCAACUUUAGCGGUUAUGGAGAAGUGGCAUCGUACCAUCGCGUUACUACACAAGGUGAGAGCUGAAAUUUCCUGGGUGCGCUCAUUACGCUUCACC